Messenger RNA from Myxozyma melibiosi, 600 nucleotides. RefSeq lists its product as uncharacterized. Bases 1 to 600 code for a protein of 199 amino acids. Lineage: Eukaryota; Fungi; Ascomycota; Lipomycetes; Lipomycetales; Lipomycetaceae. The transcript is spliced from 3 exons. The record is from RefSeq and is a predicted model, not a curated record.
AUGGCCGCGCGACGCGUCCUCCAUCUCGCAGACAUCUCGACCGUCUCCGCGAGCCCAUCCCUGCUCAGCAGCAAAAUCUCGUUCCUGACCACCGACAUCACGCUUCUCGCGCUCGACGCCAUCGUCAACGCCGCAAACUCGACGCUCCUCGGCGGCGGCGGCGUCGACGGCGCGAUCCACAGACAAGCCGGGCCGCGUCUGCUGGAAGAGUGUCGGACUCUCGGCGGGUGUCGGACCGGCGACGCAAAGAUCACGGGGGGGUAUAACUGCCCCGCGAAGCACAUCAUCCACACCGUCGGCCCGGUGUACUUCCAGUACAGAAGCAAGGAGCACGCCGAGGACGAUCUCAGGAAGUGCUACAUGCGGUCGCUCGAGGUCGCGGUCGCGAACGGCGUGCGGACGAUUGCGUUUCCGUCGAUUAGCACCGGCGCUUACGGAUAUCCCAUCGCAGAAGCAGCACGCGUAGCACUACGCACCGUCCGCGGGUUUCUCGAACAAGACCGGGGGCGGAAUAUCGACCGCGUGGUGUUUGCGUUGUUUAGUAGUUCUGACGAGGAGGUUUACCGACGACUUCUGCCGACGUAUUUCCCGGCUGAGUAG